This is a messenger RNA of Hippocampus comes (tiger tail seahorse), 1336 nucleotides long. RefSeq names its product gastrula zinc finger protein XlCGF8.2DB-like. The transcript is spliced from 2 exons. The record is from RefSeq and is a predicted model, not a curated record. NCBI's taxonomy places the organism in Eukaryota, Metazoa, Chordata, Actinopteri, Syngnathiformes, Syngnathidae. Bases 124 to 1128 code for a protein of 334 amino acids. Gene Ontology annotation, biological process: regulation of transcription by RNA polymerase II. Gene Ontology annotation, molecular function: DNA-binding transcription factor activity; RNA polymerase II cis-regulatory region sequence-specific DNA binding.
ACACAUCCGUUUGCAAGCUCGCGACAGAAGGUACGAACCAGUUCAAGUUAGCAAGUGCGGGUCAAGGUCUUUGGGUAUUUUGUUUUGGACGAAUUCUGGGCUUUUGGACUCACUCUUUCGGAUAUGUGCAGCUUGGGAGACGUCCAUCAGCUGAUGGGUAGUCAGGUAGAAGCUCCACCUCAUCCACAGAGGGGAAGUUCCAGUUCGGUGCAAAAUGGUCCAGGCCCAAACCACGUGAAAGAGGAAGAGGAUGAUCCACAGCCCCGCUACACUCAAGAGGAAGAGGAGCAAGUCAACAAGUUGUCACUGAAGGUCGUCGUCGUGAAGAGUGAAGACGAUGGCGACGAAGCGCCCGACUGUUCGCGACUUCAUCGUUGCAGUCCGAGCGGGGAGUACCGCGGAGGAGCGCCACCGCAUCAGCUCUUAGCGCCGCCGUCACACGCCGACAACACAGACAACGCGAAAGGCGAUGACAAACAGUCGGAAAGUUCCGGAAAGCAGACUCCAGCAUGCGGGAGACGCCUCAAACGACAAGAACUUUUCAGCUGCUCCGUUUGCGGUAAAACAGCUACUCAAAAGUCCAACAUGGUCAAACACAUGAGAGUACACACGGGAGAGAAACCCUUCAGUUGCUCGCUUUGUGCAAAAGCCUUCGUUGAAAAGGCAAAGAUGAUAAAGCACAUGAGGAGUCACACGGGAGAAAAACCCUUCGGCUGCUCAGUGUGUGGUAAAAAAUUCACAGAUAAACAAAAUAUGGAGUCGCACAUUAGAACUCACACAGGGGAAAAACCCUUUAGUUGCUCGUUGUGCGGUAAACGAUUCAAUAAAAAGUCGUACGUGACAAUACACAUGCGAACGCACACGGGAGAGAAACCCUUCAGCUGCUCCGUUUGUGGCCAGGAGUUUGCGCAAAAGUCGGAUAUGGUGAGACACAUGACAAAACACACAGGAGAGAAACCCUUUAGUUGCUCCGUGUGUGGCAGAACGUUAUCUCGAAGGGCCAGUGUGGAGUCGCACAUGAGAACGCACACGGGAGAGAAACCCUUCGGCUGCUCCGUUUGCGGCAGAAACUAUACCAAUCGAAACAGUUUUGCUACGCACAUGCGGACCCACAACAAAGGAGACUAAAUGCCCCCCACCCCCACUGCCUUCAGCUCGUCUGCCAUUUGUUCUGAGACACAAUUCAGCCCCUGGUGAAGCAGCUGUCUUGCUUGGGACAUUUUCCCCCACCAGUCAUGCCGUUUUUGACGUACUAGUACACAAUACAUUUUACUAGCAAAUAUUGUCUUUCCAACAGGUAAGCACCUCUCUCUCUCUCUCUCUCUCUCUCUCUCUC